This is a messenger RNA of Diabrotica virgifera virgifera (western corn rootworm), 718 nucleotides long. RefSeq lists its product as uncharacterized. The transcript is spliced from 2 exons. The record is from RefSeq and is a predicted model, not a curated record. Lineage: Eukaryota; Metazoa; Arthropoda; Insecta; Coleoptera; Chrysomelidae. Bases 86 to 637 code for a protein of 183 amino acids.
UCUGGAGGAAAAAGGUUUAAAACUUAGUAGGACAAAGACAGAGUAUUUGCAAUGUUCAUUUAAAGAUGGAGUUACUACAAAUAACAUGGUAUCUUUGGAUGGUGAACUGAUUGUAAAAAGCAAUAGUUUUAAGUACCUGGGAUCGGUAUUACAGAGUAAUGGAGAAAUAGAUGGAGAUGCAAGCAGUAGAAUUAGGGCUGGAUCGAUGAAGUGGAAGGAAGCGAGUGGUGUGCUGUGUGACAGGAAAAUUCCAAUGAAGUUGAAGGGAAAAUUCUAUAAAACAGCCAUAAGACCGGCUAUGAUGUACGGAACUGAAUGUUGGGCAGUGAAAAAGAAAGAGGAACAACGAAUGCAUGUGGCGGAAAUGAGAAUGCUUAGAUGGAUGAGUGGAGUGACAAAGAAGGAUAAAAUUAGAAACGAGUAUAUUAGGGGAAGUCUAGGUGUGGCACCAAUUGAUGCCAAAAUGAGAGAGCAUAGGUUAAGAUGGUUUGGUCAUGUUCAACGUCGAGACGUUAAUCACCCAAUACGAAGAAUAGCUGAAGUGCAGAUUCCUGGAAGGAGUAGGAGAGGAAGACCAAAGAAGACCUGGGGGGGGGGGGGAGACGAUAAGGCAGGACAUGUUGGUAAAGGGGAUUAACAUUGAUAUGACCCAAGAUAGAAUUGUGUGGAGAAAUGCAAUUAGGGAAACCGACCCCGCAUAGGGAUAAGGCAAAGAGAA